CUUGGGUACGACGAAGGGCAUAUACGUAAAUAUAAAUUUCUUUAUGGCUAAUUCUAACCAAACAUGUGUCCCACUUCUACACACUUCUUGGAAUGAUCCAUGUUUAUCUGUUUGGAUUACUAAUACAAGCAUAUGCAGGCCCACCUAAAAGUUGGCUUCUUUGUAAAUUGGUCUCAUUUUUAGUUCUCUCUCUUUUUUUAAAGAUUUUCUCUUGCUCAUCUCUGCAGUUCUUUCUCUCUCCGAGUUUGGAAAGUGAAGUUGCUUCAGGGGCACAGAGGAACACUGUUGCGACUUAAAGAUGUCUGACAGAAAAAGAAAGACGAAAGAUGUCCAAAUGGAGAAAAAUCUUAGACGUCGUAUUGCCUAUAAAGAAAUGUCGUUGACCAAAAGGCACCACUUCUAGAACGGCGUCGGGUAGAAUAUGCUGCGAGAAGGCAUACUCUCUCAGAAAAUUCUUCUCCUAACUGUUCUACUCAGAAAAGUAUGAUAUCAGGAGAACCUGCUCUGGGACAACCUGCUCUGUUCAUUCAAGAGACACCUUCUUCUUCUCGAAAUGACUUAUCCAACUUCUACAUCGCACUUAAAUGUGAUUCUGCUUUGGACCAACGAACAUACAACUUAUCCAGUGUUUCAGAAGUUGCAGCUAUAUGGACUGAUGAAGAAUUGGACAGUCCUGCUUCUACACCACAUAUUCGUGUUUACACACAUAGCAACACUAACCAACUGGUUCACUAUUACUAUGGUUGUUACGACGUAUUACAGUAUCCUUUGUUGUUUCCCUAUGGUGAAAACGGUUGGCAUUGUGGUAUUCAAAGAGUUAUACAAAAAGCAAACUUCCCUAGAAAUUGUUCUUCUUGCAAACAUCAGAACAUUCCAAGUGUAUCCAACAUGUCUUCAAUUGAUGGAUUUCUUGAUAUUGAAGAACAAAUUUUGCAGAAAGAAAGACAGAAAAAGAACACUGUAUCUUGUCGUGAAUAUUACUGUUACAAACUUCAAAUUAGAGAUGAUGAAGAAAAUGAUACUUUACAUUCUGGGAGAGUAUUCCAACAAUUAAAAGUAGAUCAAUACAUAAAAGUGGAAACACAAAGAUUAGACUUCUUGUUGUUCAAUCAAGAUUUAUUCCGAAUUGAAGUAUUAGCAGGACUUAUUGAUCUUUUAAGACUAGGAGAAAGAGAGGCUUCAAAUAUUGGCAGAAAAACAUUCCUUCCUGCUAGCUUUACUGGGGGUCCUAGAGAUAUGCGACGUUGAUACAUGGAUGCCAUUGCAUUAGUACAACACAUUGAAAAACCCGAUAUCUUUCUGACCAUGACAUGUAAUCCUUCAUGGCCAGAAAUAGAAGAUUUCUUACUACCAACUGAUGAAAUACAAAAUAGACCCGAUUUAAUAAGCCGAGUAUUUAAAGCAAAACUAGAAGAACUAAAAUCUGAUAUAGUUAAAAAAAAGUAUAUUCGGAAAAGUUGUUGCUUUUAUGUACUCUAUUGAAUUUUCUUUUUAGUGCUUUAGGAUAAGCCUAUCAAUUGGGUUGGGUCGGCCCGGGAUCGGCCCACCUAACCCUUCAUAUCGCUGGUUCAUGGAAGAUCAUACAUUACCGAUGUGUUGUUCUACGUUAUAUUAUACGAAGCUAUUAGAGUUACUUGGUUUUAUUAAAAAAAAAAGGAUGCUACUUAGAGUUAAAGCACUAUAUGAAAAACUUAACAUCUCUUUUUGUGUUAAGAUAUUCUGUUUAUGGUCAUUGCAUAUUCUUUGACACACUACUAUGCCCUUGAAAUUUUUUACAUCAAUAGUUAUUACUUA
Molecule: messenger RNA, 1794 nt
Organism: Lycium barbarum (goji berry)
Lineage: Eukaryota; Viridiplantae; Streptophyta; Magnoliopsida; Solanales; Solanaceae
Exons: 4
Coding region: 484-1248 (254 amino acids)
Source: RefSeq, a predicted model, not a curated record